AUGAAGUUUCGUGGGAAAAUCAUCGAUAUCGCAUGUCUCAACCACUUCACCCGUAAGUCUUUUUAACAUCUUUAACUGCUAGCUGACCGGUUAACCGUGUGAAACUGUUAGCCUGAGCUGUUAGCUCAUAUCCCACCAAACCCCAUAUAAAAUAUAACCGUUUUUGAACUAUUUUACAUUUAAAGAACUAAAAUCAGCUUUAGGAAACUGUACAUCAUGUUACUGUGUUUAUUUAUGAGUUCAGGUCUCUUCGGCUGAAUAAAAUUAACAGUUUUAAUAAUUAAAACAGAUUUUAAAUGAGAGAAACACUCAUUUUCUGAUCUUACUGCAGCUUUACGCUUCUUGGUCCCAAAACCACAAAUCUAGACUAGAUUAUUCCACAGAGUCCAAAGACUAUCAGUCCUGAAUUAUUGAUCCUUUUACAACUCAGAUAUAUGGUAAACCUGUAAUCUGUGUGUCAAACAGCUAAAAUGAUUUUUUUUUUUUAUGUAUAUAGAUAUAUUUUAAACCAGACGCCAGUGGACCAGGUCCUGACCCAAAACCACAAUAUCUAACUAGACUGUGGCUUAAAGAAGCGUCUGUCUCUACAGUCUGACUGAGUCUUUUACUGUCAGAGCGAACUGUGUCUUCAUUCACGCUGAUGUUCCUCGUCUUCAUCAGGAGUCAUCACCACCAUCUCCAAACUGACCAAGACGUGCGUCCUGCGGCUGACUCCAGACAACCUGUUCUUCGUCCUGUCCGAGAAAGUGGCCAAUGGAGGAGUGAGCAUGUGGUGUGAGCUGUCUGAGGUGAGAGGAAGGAGGAAACAACCUGCUACCUGUUCAUGUGUGUUUAAGGAGACGUGUGAAGCAGGUUCAAUCACUUUUGUAAAGUUUUUAGUUUCGUUCAGAUGUUUAUUGACAUCCUCACAGAGUCUGUCCCUGUAGAGACAGACCUCUUUAUGAAGGAGGAGGAGGAUUUUUGACCUGUGAUGUUAGACUCUCCGGUCUGCAGAAGGUCAUGUCGGUGUGUCCUGUGUCCUGCAGGCUAACUUCUUUGAUGAGUACCAGAUGGAGGGCGUGUCCUCUGAGGACAAUGAGAUCUGUCUGGAGGUGACUCCAGAGAAUCUGUCCAGGGCCCUGAAGACGGUCCAGAACGCCAAAUCUGUCAAAGUCAAACUGACCAAGAAACACUGCCCCUGCCUCACCGUGGCUGCCGAGCUGGUAAGACUGUAAACAGGACUCGGAGAACUCAUGAGCAACAUGAUGUGAAGGUUCUGAAGAACAACCUGAACCUGAUGGUUUACAAACUAUUACAAGUGAUUAUUUGAUCCGAAACAGUGAAAAAUCAACAUGUUGAAUGUUCAAAAGCUUUUUCUCUUUUUAAAUUUGAUUCCAGCUGAUAUAUCUAUAAAUAUUUGUUUAGCACACUUAAGAUCCUCGUACCUUUGAACUGUGAGCUGGUAACAGGUCCAGACUCGGUCCCCCUCCCUAACAGAAUAGAGGAUCCAGUUUUUGAUUCAUCAGACCGCAGGACAGUUUUUCCUCCUGACCGGGCUCAGGUCCAGAGAAGUCUCUGCUGUUUCUGGAUCAGGUUUCCUCUCUCCAACUGUGUUCAUGGUUCCAUGUUUUUGAUGCCCUGAAGAUCUUCAGGACCAUCCACAGAGAUUUCUCCAGAUCCUCUGAAUCUCUGAUAUUAUCUUCUGUAGAUCUACGUCAUGUUUGGUCGCUCCUCUAUCAGAACUUCUGACCUGUUUGGUUGUUUUACGAACACGUUGCUAACGUUAUAUUGAAGCUCAGCAGAUUGAUCUCUCUCUCAUGACUGUAAACUGAAAAUUUCCUUUUAUAAUCGACUUAAUGAUCAUUUUUAUACUCUUUACGUCCAUGUUUGUUUUUUUAAACAGAAAGUUCUGCUUUAAUAAAUGAGCAGGUCCGUUUUCACGUGUCUGUCCUCUCUGUCGGGUCAGCCCACCCUGUCCAGCAGCAGUCGAGUGGUCACUCACGACGUCCCGGUCGACGUCAUUCCCAGGAGACUGUGGCACGAGUUCAAAGAGCCCAACAUGCCGGACUUUGAUGUAAGAGCGUUGGUCUGAAGAACUCUGUGAACUUCUAAAGAAGGCUCCUCCACAGGCUCAGUGAAGACACCAGAUGUUGAGUGAACAAAGUUGUUGUUGUGUGUCUGCUCCUCACAGGUCAGUAUCUACCUGCCUCCACUGAAGACCAUAAAGAAUGUCGUGGACAGGAUGAAGAACCUCUCCAACUUCCUGGUAGGAUCCAAACCUCCAAACCUCGCCUGAGUCAGGCCACAGAGGUUUAUAAACCAGGUUUAGAAAUCUUGAGGCGUUAGAAAACACAGAACUGUUGGAUCUCAAACACGAGCUCUGAGUUCACCGCCGUCUCUGCUCCUUCAGGAGGACAAACUGUGUGUGUCUGCACGUGUGUGUUUCAGGUCCUGGAGGCCAACCUUAGUGGAGAGAUGAACCUGAAGAUCGAGACGGACCUGGUUUCUGUCACCACUCAUUUCAAAGAUCUGGGAAAUCCUCCGUGGGGUAAAAAUCUGCUCUGUUGUUGUUUCAGUCAGUCCGUUUUCAGACUCUUCGGGUCCUAACAGGAAAACCUCCUUCAAAGGCGGGCUCUGAAGGUUCCAGUUUUAGUCCAGACUUCUCUAAAACUACUUACCCCCCCAGGUGAGGACGCCUCGCAGGCCCCAUCUCAGAGCAGGGACCCAGAGGCCAUGGUCCAGGCUCGGGUGGACAUCAGGAAGCUGCAGCAGUUCCUCAUGGGUCAGCAGGUCAACCCCAGCAAGGCCAUGUGCAGUAAGUCCAUCUGCAGAGCUGGGACCGGGUCCGAGAUCUCUGCGUGUAAACAGGCCUCGUUUUAGGACAGCCUGAUCAGCUGACUGUAACUAAGAUACCAACCUAACCCGAACCCUAACCCUGAACCCUGAACCGAACCCGACCCAGCCUCCCACUAAAGCUGAAGUGGAGUCAGUGUCAGUGUGCGGCCGAUCUUCUCUUCCUUAGACACACAGGGAUUCUGGUUUUUGAUUUAACCCUGUCCUCUCGUCCCCUCAGAUAUCGUCCAUGAGCGGGUGGUCCACCUGAUUCUGCUGCAUGAAGACGUGUCGCUGCAGUACUUCAUCCCCGCUGUGGCGUAG
Molecule: messenger RNA, 3135 nt
Organism: Xyrichtys novacula (pearly razorfish)
Lineage: Eukaryota; Metazoa; Chordata; Actinopteri; Labriformes; Labridae
Source: the annotation of a GenBank genome assembly